AUGACUACGAAGACGGCUCUUCUCGUCCUAGCGACGCCGGUCGACCCGGAAAGAACGGAGGCGUUCCACUUCCUGCGAGCAUACGGUUUUCUGAUGGACUGCGGGGGAUCAUUGUCGUCCGAUAACGCGACGUCUCUGCAUCGCGCGCUGUCGUUUUUUCAAGAAUAUUAUCAACUACCUGAUAAUGGCGCGCUAAACGUCGAUAUGCUAAAUCUCAUGUGCAAACCGCGAUGCGGUCUAGCGGACAUUCCCGAUCGCGCGUACAGCCCGUUCUCGAGAAAGUGGCCGAAAACGCGCCUAACGUGGAAUUUUCAAGUGUUUAGUGAGGAACUUUUACGAACGACCGAAGCGGCGUUCGCGCUAUGGGCGGCAAGUCCGGGAGGAGGCCUCGCUCACGCGUUCUUCCCCACCGGAGCGGUCGACUUCGCCUCGGAGGUGCACGUCGACGACGAGGAACCGUGGCACGUACAUCUGAACAAAAAUCCUUCUAAGUAUCAUUUACUGCUAACGCUAACUCACGAAAUCGACCACACCUUAGGUCUGCAGCACAGUAUUACGCACAGCGUAACGACUCGAUCAUGUUUCCAUAUAUACCCGACAACGAGUUUCAAUAUCCGGCUAAGCGUCGAGGAUAUCCUUGCUAUACAGAAUCUAUAUGAAUCUCACGACGAUGGAAAUCGCCCCGCGAUUUCCGCGACUAUCGCGGCGUCCGCUAUCACCGUAGCGUCUACUGUGAUCGGCUUCGCGCCGACCGAUCCAUCGCGCACGGAUCUUUGCGCCUUACGGCUCCUAGACGCGGUCUUAAUAAUAAAUCGGCGUUUGUACAUAUCCAACCGACGCAACAUAUGGUUAGUCGACCUAACCGAGAGACGCUACGGUAUGCCCAUGACACUAACGGAAUACGCGACGUUUCUUCCGAAUAAUUUCACGCGCCUAUCCGCUGCGUAUCAAAGACCCUCGGGCGAUCUCGCGCUAUUCGCGGACGAUAAGAUCUAUCUCGCGGAAUACUCCAGUUUUAGGUUAAAAUCGGGUUGGCCUAGAUCCCUUCACAGUAUCGAAUUUCCUCGAAACGCUAAGAUCAACGCCGCGAUAAAAGCGCACUCGAGACGAACCUACGCUAUGUACGACAAAGUAACGGAGAUCGAUGAAUGUCGCAUGCUGGUCGUUAAACACACUCCGUUAGAAGAUAUAUUUCCCGGAAUACUAUCUGCGAUAACGUCGGCCUUUCGAUACAUCGACAGUAAUAUGUAUUUCUUCGCUAAACGUCAAUUUUACGCGUUUAACAAAUUUAAGAAUAUCAUAACCUCGGCGGGUCCCUUCGACCUGCGCGUUCUCGGUGAGUGCCCCACGGACGCACUAUUAUGA
Messenger RNA from Cataglyphis hispanica, 1365 nucleotides. Its product is annotated as neutrophil collagenase-like. The record is from RefSeq and is a predicted model, not a curated record. Gene Ontology annotation, cellular component: extracellular matrix. The transcript is spliced from 2 exons. Bases 1 to 1365 code for a protein of 454 amino acids. Lineage: Eukaryota; Metazoa; Arthropoda; Insecta; Hymenoptera; Formicidae. Gene Ontology annotation, molecular function: metalloendopeptidase activity; zinc ion binding. Gene Ontology annotation, biological process: proteolysis; extracellular matrix organization; collagen catabolic process.